Molecule: messenger RNA, 3372 nt
Organism: Callithrix jacchus (white-tufted-ear marmoset)
Lineage: Eukaryota; Metazoa; Chordata; Mammalia; Primates; Cebidae
Source: RefSeq, a predicted model, not a curated record
CAUGCUCCCUUUCCCUGCAGAGGCAACCGCUGAGCAGAUGGUGUGACGAGUGUGUGUGUGAUCUGUGCCAGGUGCCCUUCCUGGGAGCCCUGACCUCUCACAGUGCUCACGUCAUGGUGUUUCAGUGGGGGCGCCAAUGCUGGAGCUGGGUCCCAGGUCCCGUCCUGGCUCUGCCGCUGACUUGGCUGCGCGAGGUUGACCGCAACCAGGAGCUCCUGACGCGCAUCCGGCAGCUUCAGGAGCGUGAGGCUGGUGCGGAGGAGAAGAUGCAGGAGCAGCUGGAGCGCAGUAGGCAGUGUCAGCAGAACCUGGACGCUACCAGCAAGAGACUGCGUGAGAAAGAGGACAGCCUGGCUCAGGCUGGCGAGACCAUCAACACAUUGAAGGGGAGGAUCUCGGAACUGCAGUGGAACGUGAUGGAUCAGGAAAUGCGGGUGAAGCGUCUGGAGUCAGAGAAGCAGGAGCUGCAGGAGCAGCUGGACCUGCAGCACAAAAAAUGGCAGGAAGCCAGUCAGAAAAUCCAGGAACUCCAGGCCAGCCAAGAAACGAGAGCAGAUCAAGAGCAGCAGAUUAAGGAUCUGGAGCAGAAGCUGUCCCUACAAGAGCAGGAUGCUGCUAUUGUGAAGAACAUGAAGUCUGAGCUGGUGCGACUCCCUAGGCUGGAACGGGAGCUGAAACAGCUGCGGGAGGAGAGUGCACGCCUGCGGGAGAUGAGAGAGACCAAUGGGCUGCUCCAGGAGGAGGUGGAAGGGCUACAGAGGAAGCUGGGACGCCAGGAGAAGAUGCAGGAGACACUGGUUGGCUUGGAGCUGGAUAACGAGAAGCUGCUGGCCAGGCUGCAAAGCUGGGAGAGACUGGAGCAGACCAUGGGCUUGAAUGUCAGGUUUGCAUGUUCUGGACGUUGUGUAUCAGUGGAAUCCUGCCAUAGGUGGCCUCUGUGCUGGUGGCCUCCACUCAGCACGUUCUCAAGGACUCCGGAAGACCUUUCCAGAUUUGUGGUGGAGCUGCAGCAGAGGGAGCUUGCCUUGAAGGACAAGAACAGCGCCAUCACCAGCAGCGCCCGGGGGCUGGAGAAGGCCAGGCAGCAGCUGCAGGAGGAGCUCCGGCAGGUCAACGGUCAGCUGCUGGAGGAGAGGAAGAAGCGUGAGACACAUGAGGCACUGGCCCGGAGGCUCCAGAAACGAGUCCUGCUGCUCACCAAGGAGCGGGACGGCAUGCGGGCCAUCCUGGGCUCCUACGACAGCGAGCUGACCCCAGCCGAGUACUCGCCCCAGCUGACCCGGCGCAUGCGGGAGGCCGAGGACAUGGUGCAGAAGGUGCAUAGCCACAGUGCCGAGAUGGAGGCUCAGCUGUCACAGGCCCUGGAGGAGCUGGGAGGCCAGAAACAAAGAGCAGACAUGCUGGAGAUGGAGCUGAAGAUGCUAAAGUCUCAGUCCAGCUCUCCCGAGCAAAGCUUCCUGUUCUCCAGGGAGGAGGUGGACAUGCUCAGGUUGAAGGUUGAGGAGCUGGAGGGUGAGCGGAGUCGGCUGGAGGAGGAAAAGAGGAUGCUAGAGGCGCAGCUGGAGCGCCUCACGCUGCAGGGUGACUAUGACCAGAGCAAGACCAAAGUGCUGCACAUGAGCCUGAACCCUGCCAGUGUGGCCAGGCAGCGCCUGCGUGAAGACCACAACCAGCUGCAGGCAGAGUGUGAGCGGCUGCGAGGGCUGCUGCACACCAUGGAGAAAGGAGGCACCGUCCCAGCUGACCUUGAGGCUGCUGCAGCAAGUCUGCCAUCGUCCAAGGAGGUGGCAGAGCUGAGGAAGCAGGUGGAGAGUGCCGAGCUGAAGAACCAGCGGCUCAAGGAGGUUUUUCAGACCAAGAUCCAGGAGUUUCGCAAGGCCUGCUACACGCUCACUGGCUACCAGAUCGACAUCACCACAGAGAACCAGUAUCGGCUGACCUCGCUGUAUGCCGAGCACCAGGGUGACUGCCUCAUCUUCAAGUAUUUCCUCCAGGAAGUCUGCUGUCAUCCCAAUCUUUGUUCCUCUCUAGGUAAAUUGUCUUUUCUUCCUCUGACUGCUUUUAAGAUUUCAUCUGUAGUAUUGGUUUUGAGCAGUUUGAUUAUGAUGUACUUUGAUGUCGUUUUUCCCCUUUUAUUGGUGGUGUGGGUUCUUUGAACUUCUCAGAUGUCUCAGUUUACACUUUUCCACACAUUUCAGAAAAUUGAGGCCAUUAUUUUUUCAAGACUCUUUCCUGUCCCCGCCAUGUCAGUGAUCUGUCCUUGAAUAACAUUGCUGCAAAACUCAAUGGCUUGUGGCUUCCAAGGUCAGCAAUCCAAGUGUGGCUGAGCUGGCUCUCUGCUUAGGGACCUCACCAGCCUCAGUCCUUUUGGCUCUGCUGGGGAAGGACCUACGUCCAGGCACACCGACAUAGCUGUGAGAAGGAUUCUGUUCCUCAUCGGUGGUUGGGCCGCCGGGCUUGGUUCCUGUGGCAGCUCCUCGCCACAUGGGCAACUGACGCAUGGCAGCUGGCACAUCAGAACUCUGAGAACCAGGGUGGGAGCCACAGAAGUCAUGGCUGUUGUGACGCAAUCACAGAGGGAACAGCCAGCAUUUGCACCACACUGUCUGUCAGCUGGAAGUCAUGCUGAGGGCUGGCGCUGAUGUGGGUGACGCCGUCAGGAGCCAUUUCAGAAGUGCCUCCAGGACUCCCACCCCAUGUGUCAGGCCACGUGAUGAUGUCCCACGGCCCACGCCCAGUGUGCUGCUUUCUGUCUAUUUAUCUUUUUGUUUUUAUGCACUUUUCUUUUUCUCCUCUGUUUCGUCUUGGACGGUUUCUGUGGCUGCAUCGGCAUGUUCACUGAGCUUGUUUCCACAAUGUCCGGUCUGCUGUGGAUCCGCACCCUGCACUUCUCAUCUCCCACCCUGUUGUCUUCAUCCUUAGAAAGUCAAUUGGGCUCUUUCUUGUCCCUUUUAUAUCUCUCCUCAACUUUUUGUGCAUAUGGAGCAAAGUUACAGUGACUUAGUGUGAUCUGCCGCUUCUGACAUCAGCUCAUCUCUAGGUUGGUUUCACUCGGCUGAUUUUCUUGCUGCAUGGGUGCUGCAUGGGUGCGUGCGUGCAUGCCUGUGGGUGCAUGUGCGCUCCUAUACACUCCCUGGGCUCGCCCUGUCUCUCAGGGCCUGCCACUCUACAUGACUGAAAACUGUUGUUUCACAUUUUAUGCCUCAUAUUCUGGCUAUUUCAGAUGGCUGUUUCUGUCCUUGUGGCUCUAUCUCGACGGGAAGCUGCCAGCAGCCCUCUGAGGUGGGAAAAUAGGCAUUUUGUCUCCAUUUUAUAUUCAGGAAACUUCAGCUCAGAGAAACAAACUGAUGGGCCUAGGGGCCCACAACAGAU